AAUCCCUGUCCAUGGGUCCAUGCUCUGCCCGCCCGCCGCGCAUCUGCCCUUCUCUUCUGACUCCGCCCCACAUCUGUCCGGAACCGCCUUGCGUCGGAGCUGACCCAGUGCGCUUCUGCCAGUCAGUCCCUCCGGACCUGCCGCAAGUCUCAGGCUGCCGAAAUCACCACGCGUCACUCGCCUCAACAGUGUUACUGAGUCUGCUUUUAGCUUCCUUCGCCUUGCCUUGGCUUUUUCUGUUCGUGAACAGCUGCUUGGCCCAUAGCAAAGCAGACUUCUUUUUGCUCCCAAGAGAGCCCUCUCCCUGUGCUGAGAGAGAUGGGGAGUGGGGAGCCUAAUCCUGCUGGCAAGAAAAAGAAGUACCUCAAAGCUGCCCUGUAUGUAGGUGACUUGGAUCCAGAUGUCACCGAGGACAUGCUUUAUAAAAAGUUCAGGCCUGCUGGCCCUCUGCGCUUCACCAGAAUCUGCCGUGACCCAGAGACCCGCAGCCCUCUGGGCUAUGGCUAUGUUAACUUCCGCUUUCCUGCAGACGCUGAGUGGGCCCUGAACACCAUGAAUUUUGAUUUGAUUAAUGGCAAACCAUUCCGUCUCAUGUGGUCUCAGCCAGAUGACCGCUUAAGAAAGUCUGGAGUUGGAAAUAUAUUCAUCAAAAACCUGGACAAAUCCAUAGACAACAGGGCUCUUUUUUAUUUGUUUUCUGUUUUUGGGAACAUUCUCUCUUGCAAAGUUGUCUGCGAUGACUACGGCUCUAAGGGUUAUGCCUAUGUGCAUUUUGACAGCCUGGCAGCUGCCAAUAGAGCCAUCUGGCACAUGAAUGGCAUGCGGCUCAACAACCGCCAGGUGUAUGUUGGCCGAUUCAAAUUUCCAGAAGAGCGGGCAGCUGAAGUUAGGAUCAGGGAUAGAGCAACUUUCACCAAUGUUUUCGUUAAAAACUUUGGAGAUGAAGUAGAUGACAAAAAACUGAAGGAAAUUUUCAGUGAAUAUGGGCCAACCGAGAGUGUUAAGGUAAUAAGAGAUGCCAGUGGGAAAUCUAAAGGCUUUGGAUUUGUAAAAUAUGAGACACAUGAGGCUGCUCAAAAGGCUGUGCUAGACCUGCACGGAAAGUCCGUCGAUGGUAAAGCCCUAUAUGUAGGGCGAGCACAGAAGAAAAUUGAACGCCUGGCUGAAUUAAGGCGAAGAUUUGAAAGGCUGAAAGUAAAAGAAAAAAGUCGGCCUCCGGGGGUGCCUAUUUAUAUUAAGAACUUGGAUGAGACCAUCGAUGAUGAAAAACUAAAGGAGGAAUUUUCUUCCUUUGGAUCAAUUAGCCGAGCCAAAGUGAUGGUGGAAGUGGGACAAGGCAAAGGGUUUGGUGUAGUCUGUUUCUCCUCUUUUGAAGAGGCUACCCAAGCGGUGGGUGAGAUGAAUGGUCGCAUGGUGGGCUCCAAACCGCUGCAUGUGACCCUGGGCCAAGCCAGGCGCAGGUGGUGAGAAGAAGAAUGUUCGAUUUGUUUCGGCCUUAAGCUGGUGCCCACUUAGUUUGGGCUACUUUGUGAUAAGAGAUUAUUUUAUGCGAAUUCACAGGUUUUUUUGUUUGUUUGUUUGUUUGUUUUAAGUAUUUUCUUUUUAAAAAAGAGUGAAACUAGAAAACCUUGUUCAUUUUAGUGAAGAACAUAAUUUCUAAUUGUAAAAUUGUCAUUUUGUACUAGUUUUUAAUGUAAUAUCUUAGGAUUAUGGAGAAUAAAGUUCACUUCUCCACACAUUUGUUUUCCUAAAUAAGUCAAGGUAAAGUAAUUGAAUGAGUAUAUUUUCUUCCUAUUUCAAUAAUACUACUAAAUUUGAUUUCUUCUAUGAAAAUAUUUUCAAAAUGCUUCAUACUUCUGAUUCUAU
Molecule: messenger RNA, 1866 nt
Organism: Pipistrellus kuhlii (Kuhl's pipistrelle)
Lineage: Eukaryota; Metazoa; Chordata; Mammalia; Chiroptera; Vespertilionidae
Gene: PABPC5
Product: poly(A) binding protein cytoplasmic 5
Exons: 2
Coding region: 319-1467 (382 amino acids)
Cellular component (GO): cytosol
Molecular function (GO): mRNA binding
Source: RefSeq, a predicted model, not a curated record